CAGACCUGUCACUUUUUAGCCACUGCUACACUUAUGUGCAAUCUUAGGGCUGCACAUAACACACAAUCGGCUGUGUGUCAGUGAGGUCCCUGUGCAGACGGGUGGGGGUAUUUUGAUUUUUGCAAUAUUAAUUAAGAAUGGACAGCCAGGGGAGGAAAGUGGUGGUCAGUGACAAUGGGACAGGGUUUGUCAAGUGUGGUUUUGCCGGCUCCAACUUCCCAAAGCACAUCUUCCCAGCCCUGGUGGGCCGGCCAAUCAUACGAUCAUCGGCCAGAGUGGGCAACAUCGAGAUAAAGGACCUAAUGGUGGGAGAAGAGGCCAGCGAGUGUCGCUCCAUGCUGGAGAUGUCCUACCCCAUGGAGAAUGGCAUGGUGCGCUGCUGGGAGGACAUGCUCCACCUGUGGGACUACACCUUUGGCCCAGAAUGCCUGGACAUCAACCCAAAAGAAUGCAAGAUCCUACUGACUGAGCCGCCCAUGAACCCGACCAAAAACCGCGAGAAAAUCGCUGAAAUCAUGUUUGAGAAGUACCAGUUCUACGGCAUCUACGUGGCCAUCCAGGCCGUGCUCACUCUGUACGCUCAGGGUUUGCUUACCGGUGUUGUAGUUGACUCAGGAGACGGCGUCACCCACAUCUGUCCAGUGUACGAGGGCUUCUCUUUGCCCCACCUUACACGCAGGCUGGACAUCGCAGGACGUGAUGUCACACGCUACCUCAUUAAGCUCCUGCUGCUUCGCGGCUACGCCUUCAACCACACUGCUGACUUUGAGACCGUGCGCAUGCUGAAGGAGAAGCUCUGCUAUGUGGCAUACAACAUUGAGCAAGAGCAGCAUUUGGCCACAGAGACCACUUACCUGGUGGAGACAUUCACGCUUCCUGAUGGCAGGCAGGUGAAGGUGGGCGGAGAACGAUUCGGGGCUCCUGAAGCUCUUUUCCAGCCUCAUCUCAUCAACGUGGAGGGAGCUGGAGUAGCCGAGCUGCUGUUUAACACCAUCCAGGCUGCAGACAUUGACCUCAGGGCCGACUUCUAUAAGCACAUUGUUCUGUCCGGGGGGACCACCAUGUACCCGGGCCUCCCAUCCAGGCUUGAGAGAGAGAUCAAGCAGCUCUACCUGGAAAGGGUGCUCAAGGGAGACACUGAGAAACUAUCAAAGUUCAAGAUCCGAAUCGAGGACCCUCCCAGGAGAAAGCACAUGGUGUUCAUGGGUGGUGCUGUGCUGGCCAACAUCAUGAAAGACAAAGAAUCCUUCUGGAUGACUAGACAAGAAUACCAGGAGAAAGGCCUGGGAGUGCUGCAGAAGCUGGGAGGUGGAGUCAGAUAAAAUAAAACUGAGUUAAAUAGAAUUUUAAAAACACAAAUUAAAAAUGAGGAAAAUAUGAACUAGGUUUUGUACUUUUAAAUAUUAACUCCGUACCUCUCACAGUCUCAUCUCUAUUCAAAACAGUUUUAACUGAGCAAAAUUACAACUUUUAUCAUUAAAAACACAAUUGUAGGUUUUUACAUACUGUUCUAAAUAUAACAGUUUUUUGAUAAAACUUUGAUGACUAAAGUUAAAAAAUGUCAGGAAUUUAUUUGUUGCAUUAAUAGCAAGUUUAUGUUUUAUUUAACCUUUUUAAAACUCAUAGAUCUGUGCUUCAGUACUGUGCAAAAGUUUUGAGUCACCCCUCAUUUUUUUUAUAUGUUACUGAAAAAAUGGGAAAUAGGUCCAGCAAUGUAUUGAAACAUGUGCAAAUGUAUAUAGAAACUCACUAAAGGAGGCCAAAACAAAGUAUUACAGUUCUAUAAGGCUUGAAAGUCAACAUUUGGUGUGACCACCUUUGUUCUUCAGCACAGUCUGAACAUGCCAGUCACAUGCCUCCCUGAAAGGAAGUCUUUGAAAAACCUUUAGAAAGUCUGGAGAACUAUUGUUGAAGACCAUUUUUAAAAAUACAGAAAAAAACUUAACAUUUUAUCUUAACUGAGUCUUAAUUUAUCCUUGUGCAAUACUCACAAGGCUAUUAUAACACAAAAACAUGAAUAUUUGGAUAAAAAUGACUUAAACGCAAAGCCAAAAUGAAAUGAUUUUGUUAAACUCCAUUACUAAUUCCCUUUGUGACUCCACAUUAUGCCAACCAAACAGUAACCUGUUUGCUACUGUUUCUUAGAAAUAUUUGUCAGUAAAGUUUACUCUCUAAACUUGAUUUAAUCAAAAAUAGAUUACAGUCAAUGAUCUUCCUCAAACACAAAACUUACCCAGUUUUUACUUUGGCUAGCUUAGCAUCUAAUCACAGGGAUCCUCUUUUCUUUACUCUGUUUAUAUGGUUGAUGGUGUUAGCUUACUGUUAUUAUCAAAAGUUUAACUUUAUUGGCUCAUAUAAAUGAUUAGUUUAGGUCUUUUGUGCUUUUUCCCCUGCACUUUAAUCUUAGUUUUGGUUGAUGUAUAUUAUUAUUAUUAUUAGUGGCAGCCUCCCCAGGGUUCCUGGUUGUUCCUCCCUUUGUGUUUCCUUACUCCUGACUUGUUCAGUGUGUAUGCGGGUCUGUGUAGGUCUCUGGGGUUAUUUUUAUCUGUUUAACUUUGAAUGUUAGUAUAGCUUCCAGUCUGCCCUCCCCAAACCCCCGACUGUGACUGAUUGUGUGUUACUCUCACCUGCAUCUCGUUCCUCACCUGUCUGUCACUUCUCAGUGUAUUUAUAGUUUGGCCUUUGUUAUAACACCUGUUUCCCGCCCUUUGGUGCUGCUCAUUUUGCCUCGGUCCCAGUUUGAUUCCUGAUUUGUUGCUCCUCCCGUUCUGAGAGAUUGAGAGAUUCUUCUUAUUAUCUGUAAAAAUAAAUGUUUAAUGGACUGGCAAAUACAGGCUGAACAUUUGAAUGUUCUGAGUGGGAAAAAAAACUGUAAAGAAUUUAUCUGUGGGUUUGUUUGGUGUUUUUUUUUUUUUAAAUAAAUGUCAAAUAGA
This is a messenger RNA of Neolamprologus brichardi, 2933 nucleotides long. Its product is annotated as actin-related protein 2-A. NCBI's taxonomy places the organism in Eukaryota, Metazoa, Chordata, Actinopteri, Cichliformes, Cichlidae. The record is from RefSeq and is a predicted model, not a curated record.